CUUCCUGCCCGCCGCCGUCCUGAAGAAGCACGGAAGGUGCCUCCGCAGUCCCACCAGGACCCCUGUACAAAUGCUUUAGGUCACAGGUGAGAUGGCAGGCGCUGGGCAGCGCAAAGGCAAGAAGGACGACAAUGGCAUCGGCACGGCCAUCGACUUCGUGCUGUCCAACGCCCGGCUCGUGCUGGGCGUGGGUGGAGCGGCGAUGCUGGGCAUUGCCACGCUGGCCGUCAAACGGAUGUACGACCGGGCUAUCAGUGCUCCCAGCAGCCCCACUCGCUUGAGCCAGUCAGGGAAGAGGAGCUGGGAAGAGCCCAACUGGCUGGGGUCCUCCUCGCGCUUGCUGACCCAGGACAUGAAGACUAACCUCAGCCGCUCCCUGCAGACCCUUCCCACCGAUCCUUCGGCCGCUGACACAGACUUCUUCCGACCCACGAAGCCCAAGCCAUCUGCCAAGAGGAGUCAGGUGGAGCUGAAAAAAUCCCGCCUUCGCCUGUCUCUGCAAGAAAAGCUCUUUGCCUAUUACCGGAGGAAGGUAGCUAUCCCAGCGGACGAGCAGGCCCGGGCCAAGCAAGCAGCCGUGGACAUCUGUGCUGAGCUGCGCAGCUUCCUACGUGCCAAGCUGCCGGACAUGCCCCUGCGUGACAUGUACCUCAGCGGCAGCCUGUAUGACGACCUGCAGGUAGUGACAGCUGACCACAUCCAGCUCAUUGUCCCUCUCAUGCUGGAGCAGAACCUAUGGUCGUGCAUCCCCGGGGAGGACACUAUCAUGAACAUUCCUGGCUUCUACCUGGUGCGUCGGGAAAACCCGGAGUACUUUCCCCGUGGGAGCAGCUACUGGGACCGCUGUGUGGUGGGAGGUUACCUUUCCCCCAAAGCUGUAGCAGAGACAUUUGAGAAAGUUGUAGCUGGCUCUAUCAACUGGCCAGCAAUCGGGACUCUCUUGGAUUACGUGAUCCGUCCCGCGGCUCCCCCGGCAGACUUGACGCUGGAAGUCCAGUACGAUCCCGAGCGGCACCUUUUUAUUGACUUCCUACCGUCCCUGACGCUGGGCGACAUCAUCCUUGUGGCCAAACCCCAUCGGCUGGCCCAGAAUGACAACCUGUGGCGACUGAGCCUGCGGCCAGCAGAAACAGCUCGCCUCCGGGCCCUGGACCAGUGCGAUUCUGGCUGCCGUUGCUUGUGCCUGAAGAUCUUCAAAGCGGUCUGCAAGUCGAACCCAGCCCUGGGUCACCUCACCGCCAGCCAGCUCACCAACGUCAUCCUGCACCUGUCCCAGGAGGAGUCCGACUGGUCCCAGGACGUGCUGGCUGAUCGCUUCUUGCAGGCGCUGAAGGGGCUGAUCCGCUACUUGGAGGCGGGCGUCCUCCCCAGCGCCCUGAACCCCAAGGUGAACUUGUUUUCGGAGCUCACCCCAGAAGAAGUGGAUGAAUUGGGCUACACCCUCUACAGCUCUCUCUCAGAGCCAGAGGUCUUGCUGCAGACGUAACGGGGCCUUACCUGGGGAAACACUGCUAGGGUUUAGCCAAGGUGGACUUUGAUUACUGCGAAAUAUGUCUCUUCCACUUCUCUCUCUCUCUCUCUGUCUCCUUUUGGUUCGUUAUUAUUUCCUGCUGUGGAGUUGGUGCUCCCGCUGGAUUUCUUGGUGCUACCGGUCCAUUUCCACCAUCUCUGCCCCCCCCAGGUACCCAUUGGCUAGGGAAAAGAGGCUAAAACUGCACCUCGAAGAUCUCUGCGUAAAUUCUGCUGAUGCUCAAGUAUCUACAAAAACAAAAAACCAAACACAGUAACUAUGCACUUCCUUCUCCUGUAGUGUGCUUACUGCAGCGAGUCCAUUCUGGUCUGAAGAAGGUGGAAGUGGGCUGGUGAAUCCAGUGACGUUAGCAGACUUGCACUGAGGUUUCCUUUCCUCCAGUCUGAUUUUGCCCUCACGUCUCUUUCUCUCUGCUGUACCACACUGUCUCACUUUCCUCCACUUUUUGUUUUUUGGUCACUUCGACCCAGUCCUGCAGGGCAGAUGGGAUGAGAUGCUCUGGACAGGGCCGUGUGUUGUGUUUCUGAGGGAAAUAAUGAUUGCACCGGCA
Messenger RNA from Oxyura jamaicensis (ruddy duck), 2081 nucleotides. RefSeq names its product mitochondrial elongation factor 1 (gene MIEF1). Lineage: Eukaryota; Metazoa; Chordata; Aves; Anseriformes; Anatidae. Gene Ontology annotation, cellular component: mitochondrial outer membrane. The transcript is spliced from 5 exons. The record is from RefSeq and is a predicted model, not a curated record. Bases 92 to 1486 code for a protein of 464 amino acids. Gene Ontology annotation, biological process: mitochondrion organization; positive regulation of mitochondrial fission.